GCAACGCGUCACACACAGGACGCAACCACGCCGCCAGUAAUUGGGUUUCCGGUUUUGAUCUUUUCCUAUGGAGGCAAAGGGCUUCGUAUAGAUACUGAAAAUAUUUACAAACUGAAUGUGGAUUCCGGCUUGUUUUUCGAUAGCUUUUUCCUCCCGUUUUAACCGAAAACCUGUGUACGUCGAGGUGGCAGUGUGUGUGAGUGGAUCAUUCCGAGCAGAGCAGCAGUGUUAUGUUAGUUGAGUCAAAAUGGCGUCUGCUUGCCCACUCAACACUCGUUUAAUCCAUCUGUGAUUAACCCGAUAACUAGCUAAUUUCACACAACCUGUGACUAUUUUUCUAGUGUUUUCCGUUUUCCACGCUGAUACAGUCGGAGCACAUUUCAGCGUCAUGUCUGACUCGGAGGAGGACAGCCAGGACAGGCAGCUUAAAAUUGUAGUGAUUGGAGACGGUGCGUGUGGAAAGACAUCACUCACCACCAGGUUUGCACAGGAGGCCUUUGGGAAGCAGUACAAACAAACCAUUGGCCUGGAUUUCUUUCUGAAGAGAAUAAGCCUUCCAGGCAACUUGAAUGUGACCCUGCAGGUGUGGGACAUUGGAGGCCAAACGUUAGGAGGGAAAAUGCUGGAUAAAUAUGUAUACGGAGCUCAUGGGGUUCUUCUGGUUUACGAUAUCACCAACUACCAGAGCUUUGAGAAUCUGGAGGAUUGGUUCAGCAUGUUGAAGAAGGCCAACGAGGAAUCGGAUAUCCAGCCGGUUGUCUCCCUGAUUGGGAACAAAAUCGACAUGGAGCACAUGAGGACAGUGAAGGCGGACAAACACCAGCGUUUCUGCCAAGAGAACAGCCUCAUCAGUCAGUUUGUAUCUGCCAAGACGGGGGACUCGGUGUACCUUUGUUUCCAGAGAGUGGCAGCUGAGAUUCUUGGUGUAAAGCUAAACAAAGCAGAAAUCGAGCAGUCCCAGCGUGUGGUAAAGGCAGACAUCGUGAACUACAGUCAGGACACAGUGGCCAGGACAGUCAACCCCCCUCGCAGCUCUAUGUGUGUGGUGCAGUGACACACACACACACACACACACACACACACACACACACACACACACACACACACACA
Perca flavescens (yellow perch) is the source of this 1110-nucleotide messenger RNA. It is a transcript of the gene rab28, whose product is annotated as RAB28, member RAS oncogene family. The transcript is spliced from 7 exons. The record is from RefSeq and is a predicted model, not a curated record. Gene Ontology annotation, molecular function: GTP binding; GTPase activity. Bases 389 to 1054 code for a protein of 221 amino acids. NCBI's taxonomy places the organism in Eukaryota, Metazoa, Chordata, Actinopteri, Perciformes, Percidae.